GACUUCCUGUGCGAGCUGAAGCACGUGUUCACGACCAAGGACAAGCGCUGCGUCAAGUUCCAGGCGACCUCAGAGGGCAACCGCAACCCUGUCGUCAGGAUGCACGCCGACGGCGGGCGCGUCUCGCUCGGCGCCGUGUCGUUCGGCGGCAUGUCCCCGAUCACCGUCUGGAGGGGCGCCAUGAUGAUCGCGCAGGAGAUCGAGGACGGCACGCUGCAAUGCAACAAGGAUGACAUCACGGUCCGCAAG
This is a messenger RNA of Prorocentrum cordatum, 249 nucleotides long. The record is from the annotation of a GenBank genome assembly. NCBI's taxonomy places the organism in Eukaryota, Dinophyceae, Prorocentrales, Prorocentraceae.